GUUAAAUAAGAUUUUGUGUAAAAAAAAAGGGCUUCAGGCUGGGCAAGUCAUAUGCUGCUAACCAAGCACAUCUAUUGGCUGAACGGGGAAUACGAGGGCGUGACUACGGCGGCGCGUGGGUUCGCUUGGGUGACACAAUUAUAACAACUUUGGGCUGGUGGCAGUAGGGAUUUUACGAUCAAAUAAUUCUUUUUUCAAACCUGCAAAAACUACCCUUAAUGCAUAUUUUUUUAUUAGUUGCAUAUAACACUGUGUCUAAAAAAUGUGACGCGAAGACGUUCUGGAGGGUUACUUAUUUUCCUGAAAGGAUUUACUGUUUUGGGUUGCGUUUUUUGAUUCUGGAGAGAAAGUUAACUAUUUCAAAUAUUUUUUUUGUUUUCUCUCUUUAAUUUGGUGGAGUAUUUCGUUCGCCGUCUAGUCGCGAUUCCAUGCAAUCGUGCGGAGUCUCGCUCGCUGUUGCUGCCUGCGCUGCUGCUCGGAGUCUAGGCUCGGCUUCUGGUGGUGAUGAGGAAAAGAAAAUGGCGGCGGGAAAAGCGAGUGAAACCGAGGAGGACUUUCCGACGCUGACAGCCCAAGAGAGGGACAGCUUGGUCGGAAUUGACAGCUCACUGUUUGGAUUUCAGAGGCUUCAUGAAGAUGGCGCCAGAACGAAGGCCCUGCUGUUGAAGGCCGGCCGCUGCUACGACUCUCUCAUCCUGAAGGCGGAGGGCAAGGUGGAGCCUGAGCUCUUCUGCCAGCUAGGCCACUUUAACCUGCUGCUGGAGGACUACCCCAAAGCAUUAUCAGCAUACCAGAGGUACUACAGUUUACAGUCGGACUACUGGAAGAAUGCUGCCUUUCUCUACGGUCUGGGAAUGGUCUACUUCCAUUACAAUGCGUUUCAGUGGGCGAUCAAGGCCUUUCAGGAGGUGUUGUACAUCGACCCCAGCUUCUCCCGAGCCAAGGAGAUCCACCUGCGUCUGGGCCUCAUGUUCAAGGUCAACACAGACUACGAGUCAAGCCUAAAGCACUUUCAGCUGGCUUUGAUUGACUCCAACCCCUGCACUUUGUCCAAAGCUGAAAUCCAGUUCCACAUCGCUCAUCUGUAUGAGAUUCAGAAGAGAUACCGUGCUGCCAAGGAGGCGUACGAGAGUCUCCUGCAGACAGACCAGCUCCCAGCACAGGUGAAGGCCACCACCCUGCAGCAGCUAGGCUGGAUGCACCACACUGUGGAGCAGCUGGGGGAUAGGGCUAACAAGGACAGCUAUGCCAUCCAGUGUCUGCAGAAGUCCCUGGAGGCAGACCCUGGCUCAGGCCAGUCCUGGUACUACCUGGGCCGCUGUUACUCCAGCAUCGGCAGAGUCCAGGACGCCUUCGUCUCCUACAGGCAGUCUAUCGACAAAUCAGAGGCCAGCGCUGACACGUGGUGUUCCAUAGGGGUGCUGUACCAGCAGCAGAACCAGCCCAUGGACGCCCUGCAGGCGUACAUCUGCGCGGUGCAGUUGGACCACGGUCACGCGUGGGCCUGGAUGGACCUGGGCACGCUGUACGAGUCCUGCAGCCAGCCACACGACGCCAUCAAGUGCUACAUCAACGCCACGCGCAGCAAGGCCUGCACCAACACACCCACGCUCACUCAGCGCAUCAAAUGCCUGCAGGCUCAGUUGAGUAAACCCCAGCUCACUAGUCCUCAGACUAAAAGUAAAAGGCUUCCUCUUAUUGAGGAUGCCUGGAGUCUACCAAUCCCAGCAGAGCUAACCUCCAGACAGGGAGGCCUGAAUACUGCACCGCAGGCGUGUAAGCCCCAGGCCACCACGGAGGGGAGGGCAGCAGGUCAGUCUCUGCCCCCCCAUAUAGGAGCCCUGGGCCCGGGGGAGGACCAGUCCAGCCCGGCCAAGCGCCGGAGGGCUUCCAGCCCAGCCAAGGGUCAGCCAGACUCAUGGACCGCCCCCACACAACAGCCGGUCCCUAACUGGUACCUAUCGCCACAGAAGCUACAGCACCUGGAGCAGCUAAGGGGCAGCAGGGACAGUCUGAAGCCCCUGCAGCUGCAGACCCUGGAACAACUAGAGGCUCAGCUCAACCUGAUGCAGCAGCACCAACAGCAGAUGAGGCAGAACCCUUCAGGACAGCUGCGCCCCUCCCUCCCCAACGGCCCCAGCUCCCUCCCCCCUCCUCACCCCGGCCUCCACCCAUCCCGCCCCCACCUCGGCGCCCCACCCCGGCCCCCCUUUCCUCUUCCUCAACCACUGGCCAACGGGCCCCUGGGCCCUGGCCCUGGCACACACAGACACUUGGAGCCUCUUUCUGUGGGCAAUAACUGUUCUACCAAUAAUAACCAGCCAGUGGGCGUUGCCGUGGGCGUGGCCCCUGGACCCCACGGAGACGUGCCUUACCUGCAGCCUGGCGCACUACUACCUCACACCUGCACAAGCACCCAAUCACAGGACCCGCGCCGGACCCUGCACCUCAACUCCACUCAGGGGCUCCAGAAGGGUUCUGGGCCACGCUGGGCGGGUCCGAACGGGGAAGGGCUUCUCUCGCACCCCCAGACGCCCGACUCUGCCCCCCACAAUCAGGUCGGACAUUCCUCCGCCACGCCAUCACCGAGGCAACAGACCCUCAACCACCUCCCGGCCCCGCCCCCUCCUCACUCUGCUACCUCAGGUGGAGCUCCGGACGCCCCGCCUACCAAAGAUGCCCCGCCCCUCGGCAACGGCCUGGCCCCCACGGCAACGGACCCUGCCCCCGAGGGCCCCGUGGCGGCGGAGGGCUUAUCCAAUCACGUGGCGGGAGGCGAGGGGGUGGGCGGGUCCCCGGGCCUUAGCUCAGACAAUCCCAAGGACGGCCCCCAGGGGCCCUGCGAGGGCGGGGCCGCCAAGGGCUGCUCCGCCCACAGGAAGGUCAACAACCUCCAUCACGGCUCCCUCCCGCCUCUGGCCCCGCCCCAGGGGAGCCCCACCUCCUCCUCCCCCAUCUCAGCCAUGUCCACAGCCACGCCCUCCCCCAAGUCGUCCUCUGAGCACGCUCAGACGAGCACCCACAGCCCCGGCAACAGCAGCAGCAACCCCGCCGCCGCCACGCCGCCCGGCCCCACCCUCAACGGCAACGGGAAGGGGGGCAUCUCGGAGGACUCCCGGAGUCCCCUGAAGGCCGAGCCCCCCUCGGCGCCGUGCCACCGGGGCCCCGGCCGACACCCCUCCCCCUCGUCCUCCGUGUCCAUCUACCCAAGCUCCUCAGAUGUACUCAAGGCCUGCAGGAACCUGGGAAAGAACGGCCUGUCCAACAGCAGCAUCCUGCUGGAUAAGUGCCCGCCCCCUCGCCUGCCACCGCCCCCCUCCCCGGCCCUGCCCAAGGACAAGCUCAACCCCCCCACGCCCAGCAUCUACCUGGAGAACAAGAGGGAUGCAUUCUUCCCUCCACUGCAUCAGUUCUGCACAAACCCCUCCAACCCUGUCACGGUCAUCAGAGGCCUGGCUGGAGCCCUCAAACUAGACCUGGGCCUGUUCUCCACUAAGACCCUGGUGGAGGCCAACCCGGAGCACCUGGUGGAGGUGAGGGCCCAGCUGGCCCAGCCUGCUGAUGAGAACUGGGACCUGAGCGUCUCCAGGAAGACCUGGCGCUGCGAGAGCAGCCGCUCCCACACUACCAUCGCCAAGUACGCCCAGUACCAGGCCUCCAGCUUCCAGGAGUCCCUACGGGAGGAGAACGAGAAGAAGGCGCUGAAGGAGCCCUCCGACACGGAGCCUGCCUCAGCCGACAGCGCGGCACGGAAGAGGAGGAGUCCCUUAAAGCACAUCAAGUUCGGGACCAACAUCGACGUGUCCGACGAGAGGAAAUGGAAGCUCCAGCUGCAGGAACUCAGUAAGCUGCCAGCCUUCAGCAGGGUGGUCUCCGCCGGCAACCUGCUCAGCCAUGUGGGCCAUCCCAUCCUGGGCAUGAACACAGUCCAGCUGUACAUGAAGGUCCCUGGGAGCAGAAUACCAGGUCACCAGGAACACAACAACUUCUGUUCGGUAAACAUCAACAUCGGCCCAGGGGACUGCGAGUGGUUUGCUGUGCCAGAACCUUACUGGGGAGUCAUGAGCACCUUCUGUGAAAAGAACAACAUCAACUUCCUAAAGGGCUCCUGGUGGCCCAACCUGGAGGAUCUGUACGAGGCAGACGUCCCGGUGUACCGGUUCAUCCAGCGCCCAGGAGACUUGGUGUGGCUCAACACCGGCACCAUCCACUGGGUCCAGGCCAUCGGCUGGUGCAACAACAUCUCCUGGAACGUGGGCCCCCUGACCGCUCACCAGUACAAGCUGGCAGUGGAGCGCUACGAGUGGAACAAGCUGCAGAGCGUCAAGUCCGUGGUUCCCAUGGUGCACCUGUCCUGGAACAUGGCGCGCAACAUCAAGGUGUCGGACCACAAGCUGUUCGAGAUGAUCAAGUACUGUCUGCUGCGGACCCUGAAGCAGAGCCAGUGGGUGAUGGAGGCGCUGGUGUCUGCUGGGAAGGAGACGAUAGUGCAGCCCAGGAACAGAGACGAGCCUGCUCACUACUGCACCAUCUGUGAGGUGGAGGUGUUUAACCUGCUGUUUGUGCGGAGAGAGCUGCUCUCCAGGAAGCAGUGUGUGGUGCACUGCCAGGACUGUGCCCGUAAAGGCAGCUCCCAGCUGGAGAACUUUGUGGUUCUGGAGCAGCACCGCCUGGACGACCUCAUGCAGGUCUACGACCAGUUCACUUUAGCUCCUCCUCUUCACUCGUCCUCAUCUUGACAUUAGACCCCCCCCCCUGCUUCCGUGGGGGCAACUGGGCCGAGCGUUGCCACGGGAACUUGUAUUUCUAACGGUAAAGAAACCCAAGGGAAACCAACGGACCAUUUCUGAUAUUCAGGAAAAGUCGAGGCUGUCCCCGUCCCCCGUCCCCCCAUGGCUGGUCUCCACGACGACGAUGGAGGCGCCAACGGCUGCGUGUGUCUAUGCAACCUGUCAAAAGUGCGGUGUGUCAAGCUCCCUGGAGAGGGCGCCAGAGAGCGCACUUUCCAAUACAGGACUCCCCCUUCCACCCUCCCCCCCCCCCCCCCACCCUCGUGACAAUGUUUAAACUCUGCCUCAGUGGAGGAAUAGAGGACGUAAUCAAUAAAGGUUAGGGAGGGGAGUGGAGGGUGGGGGAUAAUAAAGUGAAAAUGUUUUGUAGAUAUUGUAAGUGUCACAACUGGCAAAACCACCCUAAAAAGACUACUGAAUUGACAACCUUCUCUCUUUGUCACCCUCUCUCUGUCUCUCUCUCUCUCUUCUGGAAUCUCUCUCUUCUGGAAUCUCUCUUCUGGAAUAUCUCUUUCUGUUUAUCCCUCUUUUUUUUUCCCCCCCAACUUCCUGAGUGUAUCUUUCCCUGUAUGGAGCACUAGCCUAACUGGUCAUUUUCUACGGUAGAUAGUAAUUCUAAGACUCUUUUGACCGCAAAAUCUACAAAAAAAAUAUUUGUAAUGUGAAGAGUUUAGGUGAUAUAAUUUUUUUUACGGCUUUUACGUUUUCU
Osmerus eperlanus (European smelt) is the source of this 5499-nucleotide messenger RNA. Its product is annotated as lysine-specific demethylase 6A-like. The record is from RefSeq and is a predicted model, not a curated record. Gene Ontology annotation, biological process: heart development; regulation of gene expression. Lineage: Eukaryota; Metazoa; Chordata; Actinopteri; Osmeriformes; Osmeridae. Gene Ontology annotation, molecular function: histone H3K27me2/H3K27me3 demethylase activity; protein binding; chromatin DNA binding. The transcript is spliced from 29 exons. The coding region runs from base 429 to 4739 and encodes 1436 amino acids. Gene Ontology annotation, cellular component: MLL3/4 complex.